Messenger RNA from Musca domestica (house fly), 1946 nucleotides. RefSeq names its product guanine nucleotide-binding protein G(s) subunit alpha. Gene Ontology annotation, biological process: sensory perception of chemical stimulus; adenylate cyclase-activating dopamine receptor signaling pathway. The transcript has 9 exons. Gene Ontology annotation, molecular function: G-protein beta/gamma-subunit complex binding; GTP binding; G protein-coupled receptor binding. NCBI's taxonomy places the organism in Eukaryota, Metazoa, Arthropoda, Insecta, Diptera, Muscidae. Bases 738 to 1886 code for a protein of 382 amino acids. The record is from RefSeq and is a predicted model, not a curated record. Gene Ontology annotation, cellular component: heterotrimeric G-protein complex.
UGUGCUCUUCGCCGUCCUUUCGUGCUGUCGUUUGCCAUAACGGACGGGACGGCCUCUAUCGAGACAAUUAUUUUAUUAAUGAUAUGAUAUUUUUAACUAUAUCCAUUCAAUAAUUGCUGCUGGCUGCUCUCCUCAUAAAGAUAAAAUGUUUAUAUAUAUGCUGCAUAUAUACAUAAAACGUCGUCCAAAACGAAAAGAAAAGUGAAGAGGUUAGAGAAAAAAUGGAAAUGUAAAAGUGAAAUGAAAUGAAAUAAAAGAAUUAGAAUGAAAUGCGCUAAAUUAACGACGAAUGUGAAUCUCUUCUUCGAUUUAACAUAGCACAAAUUUCAUUGCACAAAUCUAAUCGACUGUACCUAAAGCUUCUGAAAGACACAAAACAAAGAAUAGACACAAAACCGGGGGACCUUGGGGAGGAAGACUACAUAGAUUACUACACAUUACUUUGCAACAUUUUGACUACUACUGGCACGAAAGCGAAAGACAAACAACAAGGCAGACAGGCAGCAGCAGGAUAUAAAGCAACAACAAGAAAAGCAAAGAGAAGCUACGCUUACAAUAUACUAAGCAAAACAACAACUACCAAACUGGCUAACUAAACCGAGCAAUAUUUAAGAAAACUUUCCGAGGCCAGAGCAGCUUUAUUUAGACUGGCUCAAAACGAAGAAAACGGGGGCGCCGAGUCUCCCGACGGUACACAAGAAGGUAGAGAAGCGUGCUGGUGGAUUCCUUGGUCUGCAAUGGGCUGCUUUGGUUCACCCAGCUCCAAGCAAUCCGACAUAAAUUCCGAAGACACGAGGAGCCAGAAACGACGCAGCGAUGCAAUUUCCAAACAACUACAAAAGGACAAACAGCUCUAUAGGGCCACCCAUAGACUUUUGUUGCUAGGAGCUGGUGAAUCUGGGAAAUCGACAAUUGUCAAGCAGAUGCGUAUAUUGCACGUGGAUGGAUUUUCGGAGCAGGAGAAAAAACAAAAAAUCGACGACAUCAAAAAGAAUAUCCGUGAUGCUAUCUUGACUAUUACUGGUGCAAUGAGCACAUUGAAUCCACCUAUACCUUUAGAGAAGAAGGAGAACGAGAUCCGAGUCGAGUACAUACAGGAUUAUGCUUCGAGUCCUGAUUUCAACUAUCCUCCUGAAUUUUAUGAGCACACAGAAGAAUUGUGGAAGGAUAGAGGUGUAUUGGCGACUUAUGAAAGAUCAAAUGAAUAUCAAUUAAUUGAUUGUGCAAAGUACUUUCUGGAUCGAGUAAGCAUAAUAAAACAACCCAACUACACACCUAAUGAACAGGAUAUAUUGCGGUGUCGUGUACUAACUUCUGGUAUUUUUGAAACAAGAUUUCAAGUUGACAAAGUCAAUUUUCACAUGUUUGAUGUGGGAGGCCAAAGGGACGAACGUCGAAAGUGGAUACAAUGCUUUAAUGACGUUACUGCAAUUAUAUUUGUGACCGCAUGUUCUAGCUAUAAUAUGGUUUUACGUGAGGAUCCAACACAAAAUCGAUUACGGGAAUCCUUGGAAUUAUUUAAAAGCAUUUGGAAUAAUAGAUGGUUGCGCACAAUAUCUGUUAUUCUAUUUCUCAACAAACAAGAUUUGUUAGCUGAAAAAAUAAAAGCUGGAAAAAGCAAACUCUCGGAUUAUUUUGCCGAGUUCAAUAAAUAUCAAACACCAAGUGAUGCAAUAAUCGAGUCCGGAGAUGAUCCUGAAGUCAUAAGAGCUAAGUAUUUCAUACGUGAUGAGUUUUUGCGUAUCUCUACUGCUAGUGGUGAUGGGAAACAUUAUUGCUAUCCCCAUUUUACAUGUGCUGUAGAUACUGAGAAUAUCAAGCGAGUAUUCAAUGAUUGUCGAGACAUAAUUCAAAGAAUGCACCUUCGUCAGUAUGAAUUGUUAUAGGUUUAUUCUACAAAAAUCACUUAAUAAAGUAAUGUGCAAAUAAUAAUACAACUAACCAAA